Aspergillus chevalieri is the source of this 771-nucleotide messenger RNA. RefSeq names its product major allergen Asp F2 (gene aspf2). Gene Ontology annotation, molecular function: integrin binding; zinc ion binding; metallopeptidase activity. The coding region runs from base 1 to 771 and encodes 256 amino acids. The transcript is spliced from 2 exons. Lineage: Eukaryota; Fungi; Ascomycota; Eurotiomycetes; Eurotiales; Aspergillaceae. The record is from RefSeq and is a predicted model, not a curated record. Gene Ontology annotation, cellular component: cell surface; fungal-type cell wall; extracellular region.
AUGGCGUCCCUUAUCCCCUUCCUCCUCCUCUCCUCGGCCGUGUCAGCGAUUCCCACCCCCGUGCAGAAUCAAACCACCACAUCACCAUCUCCCUGGGACUCAGACGCGGUAAGUCAAUACCCCAUCCACUCAAGCUGUAACGCGACCCAGCGUCUGCAGAUCGAAACUGGCCUCAAUGAGUCCAUCGCUCUAGCCGCGCACGCAAAAGAGCAUAUUCUCCGCUGGGGUAACAAAAGCUCGAUUUACCGGAAGUACUUCGGGAACAGGCCUCUGUUUGAACCAAUUGGCAUUUAUGAACUCCUGAACAGCGGUGAUAAGGGCAGUGUGCUUUUCCGGUGCGAUAAUCCGGAUGGGAAGUGUGAAAUCGACGGUUAUGCCGGCCACUGGCGCGACACGGCCGCCCCUAACGAAACCGUCAUCUGCGAUUUGAGCUACAUAGAGCGCCGCUCUCUGACUACCAUGUGUUCCCUCGGGUACACAGUCUCCAACUCCGAGACGAACACCUUCUGGGCUGCAGAUCUGCUGCACAGACUUUUCCAUAUGCCUCCGAUUGGCCAGAAUUGGGUUGAUCAUUUCGCAGAUGGUUAUGAUGAAGUUAUUGAAUUGGCUGCUAGCAACAAGAGCGUUUCGACGAGGGACUCGGAGACUUUGCAGUAUUUUGCGCUGGAGGCUUAUGCGUUUGAUAUUGUUGUUCCGGGCGUUGGAUGUCCUGGAGAGCAUGAUCAUGAGCAUGAUCAUGAGCAUACUGAGGAUAUUAUUAUUAUUAUUUAA